Molecule: messenger RNA, 744 nt
Organism: Saprolegnia parasitica CBS 223.65
Lineage: Eukaryota; Oomycota; Saprolegniomycetes; Saprolegniales; Saprolegniaceae
Exons: 1
Coding region: 19-657 (212 amino acids)
Source: RefSeq, a predicted model, not a curated record
AUCCGCAGAAUAGCAACGAUGCCCACGCAAGCGAUCAACGCGUUGGGAACGGCUGAUGCGGUUUCGGACCCGAGAGGAUGGCGACGACAGUGGGAUGGCCCCCUGGAUUCAUGGACUCGUAGUACAUGUAUCGAUCCCGGCCACCCGCAGUAUUGUAUUUGCCAAACGAUGACAAGCUUCGUGCUCGUACCCACGUCCUCGUCAGCAGCGUCAACCGUGACGUACUGUGUCCGCGGCCACACCUUUCGCACCGUCUACGCUGUCGAGCUGCACGCCACCAAGUGUGUCUGGACGCUCACGACCCGAUACCGCGACUGCAUGGCUUUUCAGACGGCGUUGGACGCGUGGUUGCCGUCACUGCUCGGAUCCAAGAGCGCGACCGAGUACUACCUCCUUUUGCUCGUCCAGUUUCAGUUUCCAGUCGAGCCACUGCCGUGUCUGGCGUUGCGCUUGGCGACGCGUGCCGAGCUCGUGUCUGCAUUUGUGCACCUUGCCCAUGCGGUCCUCAGCGCGCUGACGAUGCUAGGACCGCAAGCCAACGAUGACACUAAUGCGCUGAUGCACGAGCUAUCGAGCUUUCUGCAGGUGCCGACAGAGCUGGCCGGCGUCGACCAUCGACCGUCCAUGGCGUGUAGUAGCGAAACAACAUCGUUCUAGUCGAUUAGCGCUCUAAUGGCCGCCCCCAUGCUUGUUAAGGAGUUCCAAGAACGCGGUAGUGUCCAUGGAUAACAAACUCCGUGCCUG